Molecule: messenger RNA, 3160 nt
Organism: Leptopilina heterotoma
Lineage: Eukaryota; Metazoa; Arthropoda; Insecta; Hymenoptera; Figitidae
Exons: 4
Coding region: 1096-2676 (526 amino acids)
Source: RefSeq, a predicted model, not a curated record
GUCUUAGUAUAAUAGGCAAGAAAAAAUAGUAAAAUUGUUACAAAGAAAGAUUUAAUAAUAAAUGUCUAAUUGAAAUAAUUAAAUACAAAUAUAAAAAAAUAUUUAUUGUGCAUUUAUAUAAUAUUCCCUACUAAAAAUUUCCACGUGAGUACAAAAUAUAACAAAUUUUUUUUAAAGUUUCAGGCUUUUGGACAUUUUUUCUAAAAAGAAGCAUAAAAUAUUUUACAAAAAAAGUUAAACGCGCGCGUCAACACGUGAAUUGUUGCCGGUUAUCAUUAUAAUUGUAAAUGACAAAAGAACAACAAAUUUUUUAAUGUAUAAAAAAUGCAGUAUAUACUAAAGAUUAAUUGUGGGAACUUUAAUUAGUUCUUUUGCACAGACAGACAGUAUAAAUACGAUUAUUCUCACCUCUUUUUGCAAGAAGCUGUAUAAAAUAUACAGCUUUAACUUUAUUAAAAAUCGGAACUCUGCGCUAAGAAUUUGAAAUUGUAAUAUUGCACUGCUCUUCAUGCAGUUGUCGAAAGAUGUUCCUCGGGGGAAUCCAAUCCAUUAUUAGUAUUUAUCAUAUUCACCAAUAAGCAAUGGACGUUUUCUUACUAUUUUAUCUGAUCGUCCCAUGAGUAAUUGUGGAAUCGCACCUUUUCGCAAUUGUGGAUUUUCUUUUGCUUAGGGAAUUUUGGGAAAUCUGCCUACAAAUACAUUGGAUUCCGCACUCCAAGGUUAUGUGAGGAAGCAAGACAUUACAACUUAAAUUAUACCCCGGUGUCACUGAUUUUGAAAGUAAUUACGCUCCUGAUUUCGGCGGAGUAAUACUAGUUUAGGACCAUGGUAACCGGCGGGGAAAACGGAGGGGAGGAAUCCAGGCAGCAUGCUCGCAAGAAAAAUCCUUAUCGCUCUCUUUCGAUUCUACCGACUGAGGAAACAGCCGUCUCUGAAGGAAGUCUACAUCGUGUUAUUAGUUUUUCUUUUAUUCAAAAUUAUUAUAGUUUCUUUUUUUGUGUGAUCGACGAUAUUCAUCGCUCUUUCUCUUUUUGGAGGAUCUUCGCUGUAAGUGCGUAAUAUUCGAGUUACUGUCGACCAACCGAUCUCGUCAACAUGGCGACUAACGUUCUCGACGACCCCAAGGCCACUAUCGCCUACCUAGCUGAGAUGGCUCAGAAUUUGCUCCGGAAACUAAAGGAAAACGAAAAAUUAACUAGACAAUAUCCCAAGUUCCUGAGGGAAGCAGCCGACUGUAUCUCGGAAAUGGAGAAGGAGAACUCAAGCCUGCUCGUCAAAAUCAACGAAUUGGAAAGUCUCAUUGAGGAAUACCGCCAACCCCAAGACAUUGACGUCUCUUGGAGCCCCGAAGACGAGGAGAAAAAUAAAAUGCAACCUAGUUGGCGUUACAUUAAACCCUACCAACAAAUUUUAUCUAGAAUCACUAAACUCUAUCCUGGUCUCUACCACGCAAUAAAACGCAGCAUUCGCGAGGAGAAGAAACAUUUCUACAACACCCGCGUAGUCGUGUUAGAAAAUUGCCAAACAUCCAGCGAAUACAGAUUAACACCCGAUGGUGACCCGCUUCCCCUAACCAAAUGCACCUGCAAUCGAGUCCCCAUUGCCAUUGAAGAAACCUCUCUUGAUGAAUCGACCCAAGAGAAAUCUCAAAAUCAAGAUUUAACUCCGUCAAUUUCCCCAGAUCUGGCGAAAUCGACCGCCAACGCACCUACAAACUCUGAAGAUAUCUCCUUUAGUAUCAUCUCCGAUGAUUCAGACGAUGACGUAGUAAUUAUUGACUCUGAUGUCCUCCCCAACCGAUCUCGAGCCCCUUCUCUUUCGAACUCUUCUGUUCACAGUGACUUUACCGUCAUUCGUGAAGACCAACUUCAUGGAGAUUUACCCGAUAAUCUGGAGAGUAUGUCUGAACCUCACAGACCUUCAACUCCCAUAGACCAGAUUAUAGACUCCUUGAAGGAUGCCAUUACCACCAACGCCGAAGAAACUUUGAGCGAUCAUAACUCGGAACACAGUUCCACUCCUUCCUUCGAAAUCAUCAUAGACGACCCUUUUUCCACUCCAAUCUCGGAAGCCGCACCCGAAAAUACCUCCACUCUUCACAAAAUCACCGUGAACGACUCACUCUCUGACUCAACUUCGGAAGUUGUCCCCGAAACUGUUACCGCUCCUCUCGAAAUUAAUGUCGAUGAACCCUUUUCCGAUCCCUUCUCAGAAACGAACGACGACCCACUCGCAACCGGAAUUGACUCCGAAGACCCCCUGGCUUGCUUAGACGAUGAACAACGCCCAGAGAAUCCCUCUGAAUCCUCGGAAACUGACGAAUUCAUCGAAAUAGAAUUCGAUGAUUCCUCGAUCAGCGAAAACGAACCAAUUUCACCGGAUCCAGUCGAAAGUUCCCCUAAAAUAACAAAAGAUCCGAACACAUUUGACCUCAACAACAACGAGAACUCUUGUCUAAGAGACCACCUAAAACACUCACACCCUAUCUUACGCGAAAAUUUCGUCAAACCACUAAGAUCAAAAGGGGUUGAACCCCAAAACACGGCCCCAGAACCUCAAGCCUUACCAUCCACCUCUUCUGAAUCAGCCUCAGAGUUCCGACCACCAUCGCCUUUCCCGCUUCUUCCUCGAACAGAAGAACAGAACGUCGAGCCAAGAAAACCAAACCGAUAUUAACCGCACAAAGCUGCUCCCACCUGUCGUCCAGGUUAUCGCUAUUCUUCCGAACACUCCAACGUAGUAGUACCGCCGUCGCCCUUUCGUUUCCAACAAAACUACACAAUCCCUGGACAAACACUACCUUUACCUUCGCUACUCAAAAUCCCCAUUAAAAAACAAAGAAAUGUACCCCAAAAUACGGUAAAUUGGCUGCGUCGCACAGUCCGCCCCGGCUGUUGGCAUUGUGAUAGCCGAAACCACAAACACAAGGGUUGCCCCUAUCUCCGCGAUGAAAACAUAUUUUACUGUCGCCAAUGUGGUAACAAAAAACAAAAAUUUACUAGAUGCAAGGGCUGCGCCAUGAGACAGUAAAUAAAAUUAGAAAAUCAGCGCAUUAUUGUAUUACAGUAAUCAGUAUUAUAAUUACCAGUAUUACAUGCCUAACAAAUAUUAUAAAUUAUAAUUAUAAUAAAUAAAUUUAUAUUAUAAUUUUCAUAAGCAA